AGAGAUCGUGACCUCGUUUUCAAGAAAAUACCAAAGCUUAUUCCUCUUUUCCCGCGAAAGGCCUCCUGGUUGUCCGAUCGGUUCGAAUAUCCCAAACCGCAGCGAUUAAGCCUAUGCUGCUUGUAUAGUGAUUGAGGUCGAUUUCUCAUCACCUCCAUAGACGUAACAAGAAGUUAUACUACGCGGUACAAGAAGUAGCGAUUCGAAAGAGGGUACAUCUAUUUCUGUUGGAUCCGUAGAAUAAGCGACUGAUAACCGGCGGAAUAUUAGAAAGGGACCACAAUGGGGAAGUCAGAGAUCCAGUCCAUGCCCAUCCACCGGCCCGAGUCCAACCUGAUCUGCGUCCCGUCGACCUGCAAGGACCUGUACAUCACCAACUUGACCAACGGGAUUGAGGAGGAGACCGAAGAGAACGAGACCGACGAGGUGGUGCCCAAUGAGGUGGAGAUGCUGCCCAGCCAAGUUGCCGGACACAUGAACGACGGGAAAUCUGCAGGCAUGAUGAGACAGAACGGGCUCAUCCUGAAGCCGAUCGUGAAGAAGGAGUACGGCGAGAGGGAGAUAUGGUUGUACAGGAAACUAGACGACACGGUCGAUAGGUCGUUGAUCGAAUUCAGAGAAUUUGUGCCAAAAUUUUACGGGACUAAGACCGUUAACUUUAUCGGGAAGGAUUACGAAUGCAUCGUCCUGGAGGACCUAACGAAAUACUACAGGGAGCCCUGCAUCAUGGACAUCAAGAUAGGGCGGAGGACUUGGGACCCGAAAGCUACGUACGAGAAAAUCAUAGCCGAAGAGACCAAAUAUCUCGAGUGCAAAAGGGACCUCGGCUUUUGCAUCCCUGGCUUCCAAGUUUACAAGCUCCACAACAAUCAGCUAGUCAAAUUCGGGAAAGAUUUCGGUAAAAGCUUGAACAAGGAACGUGCGGAAGACGCCAUCAAGGCGUUUUUGAACGCCGAAGGUGGUAUCUACUGCCGCAGCCUCAUAGUACAAUUCCUAGCGGCCUUGUGGCGUAUUCAGCACUGGGUGCGCAACCAGAGACGCCUCCGACUGUAUUCCUCCUCGAUCCUGCUGGUGUACGACGCUAGACGGCUCCGCGAACACGUCAAACAUAUCAAAGUCAAGUCGCCCCUGAAGCUUACCAGAAACAAGAGCCUGUACAGGCCCAUCAGCUUGGCCGUGCUCAAUAACGAAGCGGAACGGAUACAGACUGGGUUCAGCGGCCAACUAACGAAGGAGGGUCCGAUCCUGCGGUCGCCCACAUCACCCAACAAGCUAGUCAACCUAGAAGUGCCAUGCGUCGUCAACAACAACAACACGUGGCAGAAGUCCAUCCACACCUUAAGACGCACGCAUUCCUUCCAGAACAACUACGACAAGGACGUGCAGCACAAGAAGCAGAACUACGCGUACAUGCUGGAGCAGCUCUGCUCCGAACAGAAAUCCGAGUGCUGGGCCACGGCGAAGAUGAUCGACUUCGCGCACGUGUUCCCGGCCGAGAAUUGUGAUAUAGAUAGGAAUUACCUGGAGGGCAUCGAGAGCCUGGUUAAGUUGUUCGAGGAGUUUUUGGUCGAGAGCGAAUAGGUUUUUUUUAUAUAUCCGACUGAUAGUUUAUUGACGGGCGCAAGCGGUGUGGGUGUGGAACUUCUGAUUAGGAAUUUUUUACGGUUUACGUCGUAAACUGUAUCUUAACUUCCAAAUUUUUACAUCUUUACACGUUUGGGCUUGUAUUUUUUGCGGUAUAAGACUGUAUUUUGAUUAAAAUUAUAAAAGCAUUCUUUUUAAUUUUAAA
Molecule: messenger RNA, 1789 nt
Organism: Anoplophora glabripennis (Asian longhorned beetle)
Lineage: Eukaryota; Metazoa; Arthropoda; Insecta; Coleoptera; Cerambycidae
Gene: Ipk2
Product: inositol polyphosphate multikinase
Exons: 6
Coding region: 283-1581 (432 amino acids)
Biological process (GO): inositol phosphate biosynthetic process
Cellular component (GO): cytoplasm; nucleus
Molecular function (GO): inositol tetrakisphosphate kinase activity; inositol-1,4,5-trisphosphate 3-kinase activity
Source: RefSeq, a predicted model, not a curated record